AUGAGUGGCGUUUCAGUUCUGCAACAUUUUGAAGUAUAUCAAAAGUCCCGGGUCGCCUUCGUACAAGCUGUAGCUGAGGCAGCGACGCGCCCGCAAAAUAUCGAAGUCAUGCAAAAUGCAGGUGUCAUGCAGCUGUUGCGGCCGUUGCUACUUGACAAUGUUCCAAGCAUUCAACAGUCUGCCGCUCUGGCACUUGGUCGGCUAGCGAACUACAGCGAAGACUUGGCCGAGGCGGUCGUCGGCAAUGAAAUACUUCCUCAACUCGUCUAUUCCCUCUCGGAACAAAAUCGUUUUGUGAAAAAGGCAGCAUCUUUUGUGCUACGAGCAGUGGCAAAGCACUCGCCAGAUCUUGCCCAGGCAGUGGUAGAUUCGGGGGCCUUGGAUGCCUUGGUACCGUGCCUGGAAGAAUUUGAUCCAACUGUGAAAGAAGCGGCCGCCUGGGCAAUUGGAUAUAUUGCGCAGCACACUGCAGAACUAGCUCAAGCAGUGGUAGAUGCUGGCACAGUGGCUCUCUUGGUGCUUUGCAUUCAGGAACCAGAGAUCACGCUCAAACGGAUAUCUGCCUCCGCCAUGUCAGAUAUUUGUAAGCACUCACCAGAGUUAGCACAGGCAGUUGUGGAUGCUGGUGCUGUGGCGUACCUCGCCCCACUUAUUGUGCAUCCGGACGCUAAGCUUAAAAGACAGGUGUGUAGUUGCCUUGCACAAAUCGCAAAACAUUCUGUCGACCUAGCAGAGGUAGUUGUCGAGGCCGAAAUUUUCCCAAACGUACUGAACUGCUUGAAAGACACAGAUGCGUUUGUCAGGAAGAAUGCGGCGACUUGUAUCAGAGAAGUCGCCAAGCACACACCGGAACUAGCAAAGCUGAUUGUCAAUUCUGGUGGUGCUGCAGCUUUGGUGGACUACGUUUCUGAAGCCCAGGGUAAUGCAAAACUUCCUGGAAUCAUGGCAGUUGGCUACAUCGCCGCUUUUUCAGAGACGCUUGCUCUUGCCAUCAUCGUAUCGAAAGGUGUGGCCCCUCUAAAAGAAGCGCUUGUCACUGAGCCGGAGGAUCAUAUCAAGGCAGCUUCAGCAUGGAGUCUAGGCCAGAUUGGCCGUCACACCUCUGAUCAUGCCCGGGCGCUCGCAGAGGGAGACGUCUUGCGCCACUUGCUCGCAUGUAUGGUGCACCAGGACAGCUCAGAGGAUCUCAAAACAAAGUCGAAGCGAGCUCUCAAAGCGAUACUGGCAAAGUGCACCCACCUUCAGGCUCUGCAGCCUCUAUUGCGUGAAGCUCCUGUCAAGGUGCAGAAGUAUGUUCUUAAACAGUUUGCAUCAAUACUACCUCACGAUGUGGAAGCCCGUCGGGCUUUUGUGCAGAAUGGCGGGUUACAGUUCCUUCAAGAACUGAACGAGACUGUCGGAGGAAAAUUGACUGAAUUCAUCCAGCAAAUUAACAGUUGCUAUCCACCAGAAAUUGUUGAGUAUUAUUCACCCAACUACUCGAAGCGACUACUCGAAAAAAUUGAAGAUUACUCACCAAAUGCAUAA
Messenger RNA from Aureococcus anophagefferens, 1527 nucleotides. RefSeq lists its product as hypothetical. Lineage: Eukaryota; Pelagophyceae; Pelagomonadales; Pelagomonadaceae. Gene Ontology annotation, cellular component: microtubule cytoskeleton. Gene Ontology annotation, molecular function: microtubule binding. The record is from RefSeq and is a predicted model, not a curated record. The transcript is spliced from 5 exons. Gene Ontology annotation, biological process: cilium movement. Bases 1 to 1527 code for a protein of 508 amino acids.